Molecule: messenger RNA, 504 nt
Organism: Cydia strobilella
Lineage: Eukaryota; Metazoa; Arthropoda; Insecta; Lepidoptera; Tortricidae
Gene: Atg12
Product: autophagy protein 12-like
Exons: 3
Coding region: 77-448 (123 amino acids)
Biological process (GO): autophagy of mitochondrion; autophagosome assembly; nucleophagy
Cellular component (GO): cytoplasm; phagophore assembly site membrane; Atg12-Atg5-Atg16 complex
Source: RefSeq, a predicted model, not a curated record
GGUGGUAUUUUGUGGUCAAUAUAAAAUUACUUGUAUUACAAUAGAUUUUUCAAAUUUUGUAGUGUAAUUUAUAACAAUGAGUGAUGAAAAAUCAGAGGAUAACACGGCGAGUUUAUCUAGCGCAACGGAAACUUUAAAAAUAGAAGAUAAAGAUAAUGGCGACGCCGUGAAAUCGGAUAAAGUGAAAAUUGACAUAUUAUUGAAGGCAACCGGCAACGCUCCGAUCAUGAAGAAGAAGAAGUGGGCCGUGGACGCAGAGAAGCCCAUCGGCUGGAUCAUGGAGUUUGUCAAGAAGUACCUGAAGCUGGAACCUGAUGAGAGACUUUUCCUGUACGUGAACCAGACAUUCGCGCCGUCCCCGGACCAGAUAGUGAAGAACCUAUACGAGUGUUUUGGUACAGACGGUAAACUGGUGCUGCACUACUGCAAGAGCCAGGCGUGGGGCUGAAUGGAAAUACUUCAGUAUAUAUGCCUUAUAACGACCAUAGGCUUAAUAAGAGUCUC